This is a messenger RNA of Brienomyrus brachyistius, 3694 nucleotides long. RefSeq names its product F-box only protein 40-like. The transcript is spliced from 4 exons. Gene Ontology annotation, cellular component: cytoplasm. Lineage: Eukaryota; Metazoa; Chordata; Actinopteri; Osteoglossiformes; Mormyridae. Gene Ontology annotation, molecular function: ubiquitin protein ligase activity; protein binding; zinc ion binding. The record is from RefSeq and is a predicted model, not a curated record. Bases 112 to 2046 code for a protein of 644 amino acids.
GGUUGCGCAAACUCUGGGCGGUCAAACUAAUAGCAAUAGAAGAGCUGACAUGUCUCAUUAACUCGGCGGAUAUCCUACAUGUUUUAUAAGUAAACAAAGAAUUCAGGAAACAUGGGAAGGAAUAGGACGGUUUCUGUAAAACAACACCAGCACUGUGAGAAAUGCUACAAUCGCUACUGCAAGGCUCGCGUUGAGAUUUCUGUGUCCUGCUUGAUGAUCAGCUGCCGCCUGUACUGUGGCGCUGUUUUCCACAUGUGCAAAGAGGAGGAGCACCGGCUAUUAUGUCCCAAUGAAGUGGUGCCUUGUCUUAAUGCGGAGUAUGGCUGCCCCUUCACCAUGUGCCGAUACAAGCUUGGCGAACACUUGAAGGAGUGUCCAUCGAGCGUAGUGAACUGCUCCAUGGACUGGAACCGUUGGCCUGCUGAAGAGGCAGACCUUGUUUUUUAUGACAACAUUCUUAACGAGCCUUACUCGGACAAACAGCUGGAUCUCGCUCUGGCACUCAGGGACCAGAAACAUCUGUUCGGUUCACUGAAAAUGAAGAGCCUUUUUGCGGAGCUGGUGGAGGUGACUGAGGAGGACGUACCCAUGCUGAAAGGGGCGGUAGGGGGUACAGAUUUCACGAAGGCGGAGCCUGAUUUUAAGCCACUGGAUGAUGGAAUAAUCGACGAAGAAAUGGGAGGACUUACCCAGGAAGAACGCGAGGCUUUAGCUAAAGAUACGAGUAUCGUGGAUGCGGAGAGAUUUAACAUGUGGGAGAAAAUGUUCAGUAUGGAAAUGAGCGGCUGCAAGCAGACGGCAAGAGCCCUGAAAACUUCUGAAAAGCAUUCUGAAGAGGGGAAUCUAUUACAGUCGGGUAGCCAGAGUAGGACUGCAGCUGAGGAAAGCAAGAAGGCUGAAAAUCGCACGGCUGCUGUUGUCAGCAGUAAGAGUGACGAUGCUCAUAAUGAUCUGACCCCAAGACAAGAUGUGAACGUGCCAAGACUAUAUAACCAGGCCCUUCCUUGUAACCCUAAAGUAAAGAGUUUUUUUUAUUGUUCCCUGGAGCCAAUGAAAAUUAAAACAGUCCAGACUUUCAAAAUUCCCACCAGCUUUAGAGCGAAACACGGUCGCAUUCGUAAUCCUGCACUUACGAAGAAAGACAAUAAGUGCGUAGAUACAUCUGAUCUGGGAGUCUCGCUGGAAGAUCUUCCAAAAUGGGAUGAAAUCCAAGCAACUUUACUCUGCUGUUUAGAAAAGGAACUCAGAGGCCACUUCAUCUCUAACGCUGACUCGACCGACGCCCUUCUUUGCGACUCUGGUACGCAAACGUACGACUUCCUCUCUGCCCCAUUCAAGAAAAAUGCCUCACUAGCUGAUGUCACUGCAGAGAGGACAUUAAAGCUACAUCUCCAGAUUCAUUCUGAAAGCGUGACCAACAGGCACAACAAAGCCAGCUCUGCCUUUACGUUUCUCUGCGGUCACUAUUUUAGGCGGGAUGAAUACGCUUCGCAUUUCAAAAACGUGCACGCAGACAUUCAGUCCUGCCUAAACGGCUGGUUUGAGGAGCGAUGCCCCCUAGCUUACCUUGGCUGCACCUACAGUCAGAAGAGAUUUCAGCCCUCUACGCAAAGGGCUACCGUGUCAUACAACGAGGAACUGAGCACCUUCACGCUAAAACCAGACGUCUGCGCGGCACAUCUUGAGGGAGCGACAGCCAUCAGAACGGAACGGAAACGUGCACGGAAUCUAGACGCCUUCAGCCGGCUUCCUUUUGAGGUCCUCGUGCACAUCGCGACCUUUCUGGACAGCUUUACCUUAUCCCAGCUGGCUUUGGUCUCUCAUCACAUGAGAGACGUUUGUGCCACCUUGCUCCCAGAGAGGGGGAUGGUUUCCUUGAAGUGGGAGAAAAAGACGUACUCUCACGGGGGCUCCUGCUGGAAGUGUAAGAAGAAGAUGGAACCAGGAUCCAGGCAGAACCCACAAACUCCACAUGUAGACGGGUGCAGGAUUCAAACACCUAACCCUGGAUAUCAUAUGAGAUCAACUAAGAAUCAGAUCAUUUGAAGUACUACAGUGUCUAGAGUUUACAGAGAACGGUGGAAUAAAGAACAGCAACAAUGAAAUAUCCGGGGAGCAGCUGUUCUGUGGGCUACAACAGCAAAGACCACUUUAGGUCCCACUCCUUUCAGCUAAAAUAAUGUAAUACCAUCUGAGCAUUGUUUAAAUGCUCUGAAUAUUGUUGCUGACCAAGUGUUACCCUUUAUGGCCUGAAUUUGCCCGUCUUCCAGCAGGAUAAUGCAUCAUGUCACAAAGCACAAGUCAUCUCAAACUGGUUCCAUGGACGUGGCAGUGACUUCUGGGUCCUUCAAUGGCCUCCAAAGCCAUUCACAUUCAAAAUGGGCACCGCCGGAAUGUGGUGGAAUGGGAGAUGUGCAGCCAACAAUUCUGCAGCAAUUAUGUGAUGUGACCAUGUCAACAAGGACCAGAAUCUCUAAUGAAUGUUUCCAGCACUUUGUUGCAUCCAUGUUUUCAGGCUGUCCUAAAAGCAAAGCAAUGUCCUUCCCGUUACCUGAAUAGUGUUCCUAUUAAAGUGGCCAGUGAUUGUAUGUGGCAUUGUGUUCGUGUUACAAAAAACUAAUACAUAAAAAUGCUGUGACGUCCCAGAAAAAGAUUUUAAUGCAUAGCUGUCAGCUAGAAAAUAUUAGGAAAGCAUAUACAGGUACCCCGAUUACCACACUAUGUGAACACAUCCUCUUGCCUUUAGCUCUGUCAACUACCAGGAUCAAUGUUUAAAUAUCUUUCCAAAACUGUAUCAAAUAGCUCCUGCCUGGAACAGGUCUUACGGCGAGUUGUUUGAAAGCCCAGAGGAGUGAAGAUAUGGUAAAGAUAAGCGGAAAAAUUUAGUUGUUGCUUAGGUCAGCGGGCACCAACUAGCGGACCAAAUCCAGUCCGAAAUAUAAUUGAAUCCACGCCACGCAAUGGAUUCCUCCCCAAAAAUUGAUCGAUUCCUAUCAAAAUAAUUGACUUGUGUUAGUGCUCAGAAGUGGCUCAGUGAUUAUCCUUGGGUUGAGCCAGGGACAGAUCAAGUUCGAAACUGAAACCUUCAGAGAUAUUAAAAAUAAUGGGAACACAUUAUAUGCCUGUACGCAUUGUAUGACAUUAAAAGAUUAAAAUAUAAAAAUAUAAGUAAAAUAGACAGGCAUCACACGUUGAAUACAUAAAAAUGUUACAACUAGUAACAUAAUGCAAGUUUACAGUGGGAAAGUUGCUCUGUUAAUGCUUACUGUACAUACUCGGAAGACCCAUGGAGUAUUUUCUAGCUGCUAGUAGUGGUAUUAGAUAAUGUCAGGGAAAUGCAACAACGGAACAGGAAAACAUGAAAUAUAACCUAAUAACAAUAAGGCUUAUCGGGAAUACCGUUGUGUGUGUGUGUGUGUGUGUGUGUGUGUGUGUGUGUGUCACGGAAGUUUGAAUAGCGCUGCCUGGUCCUUCUGCUGCGAAGCUUUCUCUUGGGUUAGCACUUUCUAACUGUACCUCUUUAUCUUGUCUGUCCUUCUAUAACCUCCCAGGUUUGGCAGUUCAGCAGCCUCUUCUCAAGGGUGGAUAACUGGAGCUUCGGAUGCACCCCCUCCAUGUCUGAGCAUCUGAAGCUCUGCCCCUUCUACCAGGCAGAGAGGAAAAGUGAUCCGGUAGCGCUAGUUAGCAUGGGCUA